Diorhabda carinulata is the source of this 2569-nucleotide messenger RNA. It is a transcript of the gene Reps, whose product is annotated as ralBP1-associated Eps domain-containing protein 1. Gene Ontology annotation, molecular function: calcium ion binding; protein binding. The record is from RefSeq and is a predicted model, not a curated record. Gene Ontology annotation, cellular component: plasma membrane; cytoplasm. The coding region runs from base 81 to 1994 and encodes 637 amino acids. Gene Ontology annotation, biological process: endosomal transport; endocytosis. Lineage: Eukaryota; Metazoa; Arthropoda; Insecta; Coleoptera; Chrysomelidae. The transcript has 4 exons.
UAUAAAAGUCAUGUGUCAUAUUCAAUUGGAAACGUCAAAACGAAUAGGUUAUUAUGUCUGUCACAAUAUAUUUUUGAAAAAUGGAUGAUUUACAGCUUUCUGAUACGUUACAAAGGUAUUUUUCAGAUGUUUUCUUGUGUUGUGAUGAAGAUAAUUCCGGUAAAGCAUCCUUAACAAAGACAAUUGAAUUAAUUCAAUCGGGGAGUGUACCCGAAGAUGUCAUUUCACAAAUAUCAGAUAUUUGCUGGGCUCUCGGUAGUAACUACUUGAAUAAAAAACAAUUUUUUUCUGCACUGAAGCUGGUGGCAGCUUAUCAAGCCAACAUUCCUGUUAGAAGUGAAGUAUUAACUUCAAAGGUUGAACUUCCCUUGCCUCGUUUUACUUGGACUGUUAUUGAUAAUAAAAGUCCCAUAGGAGAUUUAAUUGAACUUAGGCAUCAUCCAAAUGAUUACACAGAACAAGUGGAUACUGCCAGUACAGAUUCAGAAAUAGAGAGUGAGACUGUAAGAAAUGGUUCUCCAGAUAUGUCUAGUGCAACCUCAGAUAGUCCUACUCCAACUAAUAGUGUUCAAGAUAGGAGUUGGGUUGUGUCGGGAGUGUGGCAUGGACUUAUUUCUGAGGAACAGAGGCAGUUAUUAGGAACUGAAGAAGAAUCUUCUGAAAAGCACAGCAGUGAAGAAGAUACUGAAGUUUCAAGUGAAGUAUGGACCAUAACUAAUGAACAAAGAGAAUAUUACACCAAUCAGUUUAGAUCCCUCCAACCUGACACUAAUGCCUUAUUAGCAGGUCCUAUAGCUAGAACCUUCUUUGAAAAAUCCCGCCUUCCCAUUCACGAACUAAGGAAAAUCUGGCAGCUAGCAGAUGUUACUAAAGAUGGAGCACUUUCUUUACAGGAAUUCAAUACAGCAAUGCAUCUGGUUGUCCUUAGAAGAAAUCAUAUUGAACUACCCGAUGUUCUACCACCUACUCUAGUACCUGGAAAUGAAACUCCACUUUCAGUUAGUCCUGAAACUGAACCUAUAUUAUCCCCUCAGACUAAAGAUACAGCUAAAGAGUGGACCAAAUUUAUUGAUAGUCCUACCAGUUCCGUGUCUUCUCCAGGACCCAAACCAGUAAAUUUUGACUUUCAAAAAGUUACUUUAGAUAAGGAUUCCAAAAUACUCCACCCUGUACCAUUACGCCUUACCCCAGAAGUUGCCAGUAAUAAUCAUGUAGAAGAUCAAACUGAUGGUAUGGAUUUGCAUAGCCCAAAAAAAUUUUCAGAAAACGCGCUCUCGCAAAAUUUACAGAACUUGAAUAUUGGAGCACAAAAUAGUGCCAUACAACGUCCUCAAGCAAAGAAAAUAAAUAUUCCCGGACCAGGAGCAAUUCCCCCUCCCCCUCCUAAUAAUCAAAAUAAUGCUGAAGAAGGUCCUGUAAGCCUUCCUGCCUUCCCUCCACCAAAAAAGGAAAAACCUCCCCCUCCACCACCUAGACCAUUUAAAACCCAUGGUCGAAGUUCUUCUCUAGACUUAAAUAGGCUUAGUAAACUUGGGGCGCCGCCGACAGUUCCCCCUAGGAUUAGUCCUAAUAUUCAAGGAACCAAGAAACUAAUCAACCAAAGAUCUGAAGGGGAUUCCUCUUCUCAUGCAGAAGCGUUUGCUAAUUUUGAACAAUUCGAAUUUGAGAAAUAUGAAAACGUAUCUGAAGGAAUAUUCAGAGGAGAUGUUUAUGAAGCUGAAAGAAAAAAACUUUUUGCACAAUUUUCCCAACCAAGUACUAGUGAAGAAGCGCCGAGAAAACACGGCGCUUUUGAAAUCUACAGAAAACCCCAAGUGAACAGCAGUCCCGUAUCUCAAGAAGACAAAGCCAAGUGGCAGCUGUUCCAACAGCUACAAGAAGAAAAUACCGUAUUAUUAAGGAUUUGUCAAGAACUUAGUCAAGAAUUGGCCGAACUAAGGGAAGAAAAGUUAACUUUGAAAGUUAGAUUGGAGAAACAAUUGAGUGGAGGUUAAUAAGUAAAAAAUCGGUAGUAAUUAUUUUUUAAUAUAAUAUAGGUUUCGAUAAAGUGAAUGUCUGAUUUAUGUAAUUGUAGUUUUUUAUAAUCUAUUCUCUAUGAUGGUUGAUUGGAGAUUUAAAUGUAACUGAACUUUGAUAUUUGCUUUUGCAUUGAAAUUAGUUGACAAAAAGGUAGUUUUCUCAUCAACCAUUGGACGAUCAUUUAAUUGAAUAUCUAUCCAGCUCCUAUAUUACUAAAUAAUAAUCUUUACUACGUCAAUUCAACUUAAUAAAUGGGAAAUGUUUAGCCUAUCCUGUACCUAAAGUUAAAAGAUUUGCGUCCUGUAAGCUCGUUGCUAGCAGUUGCAAAAGUCCUCAAAAGAGCAGUGCACACUCAGGAUUCCGUAGGGGGCAUAGUACAACAACUGCAAUGUUAAAUAUCACUGACAACAUAAUAAGAGCACUUGAUAAAGAAAAAUCUGUCAUAUCUAUCUACUUCAAGGCAUUUGAUGUGCUGGAUCAUGAUCUUUUUUGUGCAAAUUGGGAUUUGAUAUAAAAUCUUUUAAUUUUUCUGGGUCUUACUUAAAAAGAA